Messenger RNA from Carcharodon carcharias (great white shark), 900 nucleotides. It is a transcript of the gene trappc2, whose product is annotated as trafficking protein particle complex subunit 2. The record is from RefSeq and is a predicted model, not a curated record. The transcript is spliced from 4 exons. Gene Ontology annotation, cellular component: nucleus; TRAPP complex; cytoplasm. Bases 128 to 469 code for a protein of 113 amino acids. Gene Ontology annotation, biological process: endoplasmic reticulum to Golgi vesicle-mediated transport. NCBI's taxonomy places the organism in Eukaryota, Metazoa, Chordata, Chondrichthyes, Lamniformes, Lamnidae.
CCUUGGUUCGCUUCCGGGGACGGUUUCCCCUCCAAUCGGCUUCUCCGGACGGCCCCUGGUCAGCUUGUCGGUUGCUCCCGUUGCCGCUGGGCCAGGCUGAGGAGACGCGCGCGGUUAAUUCAGAGACAUGUCUGGUAGUUUUUAUUUUGUUAUAGUUGGUCAUCAUGACAACCCUGUAUUUGAAAUGGAGUUUCUUCCAGCAGGCAAAAUGGAGCCCAAAGAUGAUCACCGACACUUGAACCAGUUCAUAGCUCAUGCUGCUCUUGAUUUAGUGGAUGAGAACAUGUGGUUAUCCAAUAAUAUGUACCUGAAGACUGUUGAUAAGUUCAAUGAAUGGUUUGUUUCUGCAUUUGUUACGGCUGGACAUAUCCUUUUUGUAUCAAGUAAGUCAAAGUCACGGGCUAAUUCACUACACGCUGGAUCUACAUACCUGUUUGACUCUUUCACACCUUCCUUCCCUGACCAUUGAUCAACUAUAAAGUUUUUAAGGCAUGUGACUGGCUCCUGGAACAAAGUGUCCACGUAACUCUCCACCUCCCUGACUUCCUGCAAUGUCUGCAAUCGGACUCCAACUCAGCAGCUCUGGGCAGAAGUUGCUCAAGCUGCAGAUCCUUACCACAGAUACGGUUGACCAGAACUGCAAUGCAUUCCACAAAUUCCCACAUGUUGUAGCCAUGUGACACCGCCAUCCCUCCCUCCAUAUCUGUCAAACCUUAUUUAUUGAUUACUUAAUUAGUUACUAAUUUAGUUAGCUAAAGUAAUAGCAAGUUAGUUUCCUGGCUUGAAGACCAAAGUAUUGUAACUGGUUUGUGUUAUCACAAAAACUAGAAAUACAAGUACUUGCUGAAAAUAUAUAAUGGAAGCAUUUGUUCCGCUGCAAUUAAUUUUUCUUUUAAGCUU